Messenger RNA from Uncinocarpus reesii 1704, 1047 nucleotides. RefSeq lists its product as uncharacterized. The record is from RefSeq and is a predicted model, not a curated record. The coding region runs from base 1 to 1047 and encodes 348 amino acids. Gene Ontology annotation, molecular function: histone acetyltransferase activity. The transcript is spliced from 2 exons. Gene Ontology annotation, cellular component: SAS acetyltransferase complex. Lineage: Eukaryota; Fungi; Ascomycota; Eurotiomycetes; Onygenales; Onygenaceae.
AUGAAAGAUGAAUACCUCUCUACAGGCUCAAGGAUCAUUCUUGCGAAUGAUAUAACUGUUUUUGAACCGUUCCUUGAACCUACCAUUUUUCGCAGACCUGUUCACAAUCCGCCAAGGGCCUUGCAAAAGGCACAUUCUUUAGGACACGGAAAGGAAGCUCCGCUUCUUGAUGUACAUCAAACCAAGAUCAUUUUCGAUUUGGCGCUGCCAGCUUCCAACGGCCAAUUGAAGGAUCCCCUAAGCAAUGGAGUAUUUUUCAAGGCCCAUAGAAAAAAUGAAAGGAAGGAGACGCAACUCCGAAAUAUUGAAAAGGAGCGAGCCCAGCAUCAGCAGAUACAGUUAGAUCGUCUUCUUGUUGCCUUGCAAGGUGCAGAUUGGGUCCGAGUGAUGGGAAUCAGCGGUAUUACCGAGUCAGAGAAAAAGCUUUACGAACCGAAACGUGCUUACUUUAUUAUGGAGUUGACUGCACUGCUGGAGAAAUUUAAGUUUUGGAAAGAGAAGGAAAAGAGGCGAAAAGCGGAACAGCAGCAUCUCCCCUUGAAAAAAUCAGACUCUUGUACCCAUGAAGCCAGCAAUAGCCACCGUGUCUAUGAACGCGGAAAUUGGGACGAAGAAGAUAUCGAGCAUCAGUAUUCCCAUUUACCGUCGGAACCUCUCGAUAGGCUUGGGGAUGAUGAAACUGAUGAUAUCGAUGCAUGGGCCGCGCAUCAGCUUCACCAAGAAGCUCUGUCAGCGUUACCCCAAAAAUACUCGAAGCCUGGACCCCAAGCCCAGGUGAUGCAUCCAACCAAUGCUCAGGCCAUCGGUCGAAACCCCCCAUCCAGAUCGGAAGUGAAACUGAUGGCCCGUCUUCCUGACGAUCGAACCGACAAACUUGCUACUACAAACUGGAAAUUUGUUCCCUCAAUGGCAGCGUUUGGCCAAAUUAUGCCACAAAUACAGCGAAGCGUUUUCUUGCCGCCACGCUGUAUAUUGACCGAAGAAGCCAUAAGAGAUUGUUUGAGAAGGAAGAGGAGGCGCAAAAGAGAGAGACUCGAGGAUGAUUGA